ACACACAAGCAUUCACGCACACGCACGCACUUUUCCCACCGGGAUGGAGGCGCUUCAGCCUGCGUUCAGAGCCAACGGAGAAGUCGCACGCGUCCGCACGGCACACAUGGCUGCGAGCUGGUGGCGAACCUUUUCUACGUCCGUCUGGAUCAUAUCGCUCGUUUCAAGCGCGAGGACAAGGAUCUAUCCCCCCAAUGAAGUGACCCUGCUGGAUACCAGGACAGUGCCAGGAGAGCUGAAAUGGGCAGCCAGUCCCUCAGAGGGAGGGUGGGAGGAGGUGAGCAUCAUGGAUGAGAAGAACAUCCCCAUCAGGACCUACCAGGUGUGUAACGUCCUCGAACCCAGUCAGAACAACUGGCUGCGGACAGACUGGAUCCCUCGGUCCGGUGCUCAGCGGGUUUACGUUGAAGUCAAGUUUACUUUGAGAGACUGCAACAGCCUGCCGGGCGUCACCGGCACCUGCAAGGAAACAUUCAAUCUGUACUAUCACGAGUCAAACGAAGACAGAGAGAGCUACAUCAAAGAGAGCAGCUUCAAUAAGGUGGACACGGUGGCAGCAGACGAGAGUUUCACCCAGGUGGAUGUCGGAGACCGCAUCAUGAAACUGAACACAGAGGUGCGAGAUGUUCGAGUCACAACGCGGAAGGGCUUCUACUUGGCCUUUCAGGAUGUUGGCGCCUGCAUCGCUUUGGUUUCUGUUCGAGUUUUCUACAAAACUUGCCCGCUCACCGUACGGAACUUGGCAACUUUUCCCGACACGGUCACUGGCGCGGAUACGUCCUCAUUAGUUGAAGUGAGAGGUUCAUGUGUCAACCAGUCAGAAGAAAGAGAGGAGCCUAAAAUGUACUGCGGUGCUGAUGGAGAGUGGUUGGUUCCUAUUGGUGGAUGUUUCUGCAAACCGGGACAUGAAGAGAAGGGAGGCGCAUGUAAAGCCUGCUCUGCUGGUUUCUAUAAGGCCAAGUCUUCAGAUGAUGAGUGCUCCAAGUGCCCUCCUCACAGCCACUCACUCAGGGACGGGGCCAACGUGUGCGAGUGCCACAUGGGAUUCUUCCGUGCCGACGCUGACCCUCCCUCCAUGGCCUGCACCCAGCCACCAUCAGCGCCGCAGCAACUCAUCUCUGUUGUGAACGAGACAUCGGUUGUCUUGGAGUGGGCCCCCCCUCGUCGACUGGGAGGACGAAGUGACACCAGUUACAGUCUGGAGUGUCUCAUCUGUCAACUCGGGAGUCACGCUCAGACUGACGGUCGAACUUUACAGAGGAAUCGUUCUGUUUCCCAGCCUGAGAUUCAGCACAGUGGAAUAGGAAUGCAAUCAGACCAGGGGAUUGUGGGACCUGAAGUCCAAUUAGGCAGAGGGGUUCUCCAGAGCAGGACUGGAGAUUACCCCUGGCCUGGUUCUGACUCCAUCUCUAACUCUCAGCUUUGCCUGCCCUGCAGCUCAGAUGUGCUCUUCUCUCCGGGCCAGAUCGGCCUGCACACCACCAGGGUGGUGGUGAGCAAGCUCAGAGCCCACACGCACUACACCUUUAUUGUCCACGCACUCAACGGGGUUUCUCAGGCCAGCGGCGCAGGGGCAUCACUGAGUGUGUCUGUUAGCGUCACCACCAACCAAGCAGCUCCUUCCCCGGUGUCGUCCAUUCAAGUCACAGAUGUGACUAGACACAGUUUGUCGUUGUCUUGGCGACAGCCUGAUCGACCAAAUGGGGUCAUCCUGGAAUAUGAGGUCAAGUUCUAUGAAAAGGACCAGAAGGAGAGGUCCUACCGAAUUAUGAGAACCUUUUUACGGAGUGUUGACGUUACGGGUCUGAACCCCCUCACCGUUUACGUGUUUCAUGUGCGUGCUCGCACAGCUGCCGGGUACGGAGAGUACAGUGCUCCGUUUGAAUUCUCCACCAACUCAGAUCCUUUCCCCUUGAUUGGAGAAGGUGUUAACUCUGCCUUUUUGCUGCUGUCUGUCAGCGCCGUUGGAAUUUUACUGCUCAUAUCUGCAGCCGUCUUCAUCAUCAGCCGCAGGAGGAGCAAGUACAGUAAAACAAAGCAGGACUCAGAGGAGGAGAAGCAUCUGAACCCAGGAGUCAAAAUCUACGUGGACCCGUUCACCUACGAAGACCCGGAUCAGGCCAUCCAUGAGUUUGCCAAAGAGAUUGAUGUGAGCAGUAUUCACAUCGAGAAGGUUAUUGGCAUAGGAGAGUUUGGGGAAGUGUGCAGCGGACGGCUGCGUGUGCAGGGAAAGAGGGAGAUCUAUGUGGCCAUCAAGAGUCUGAAGGCGGGAUACUCUGACAAACAGAGGAGGGACUUCUUAUCCGAGGCCUCCAUCAUGGGACAGUUCGACCACCCCAACAUCAUCAGGCUGGAGGGUGUCAUCACCAGAUGCAAGCCAUUGAUGAUCAUCACAGAAUACAUGGAAAAUGGUUCGCUGGAUGCGUUCCUUCGAAAAAACGACGGCCAGUUCACAGUCAUCCAGCUGGUGGGCACGCUGCGUGGCAUCGCCUCAGGUAUGAAGUACCUCGCAGACAUGAACUACGUCCACAGAGACCUGGCCGCUCGCAACAUCCUGGUCAACAGCAACCUGGUGUGUAAGGUGUCGGACUUCGGCCUGAGUCGAAUUCUGGAGGACGAUCCUGAGGCUGCCUACACAACAAGGGAGGCCACCAGCUCCUAUCUUUCCCCUGGAGGGAAAAUCCCCAUCAGAUGGACGGCUCCAGAGGCCAUAGCCUACAGGAAGUUUACCACAGCCAGUGACGUGUGGAGCUACGGUAUCGUCAUGUGGGAGGUGGUUUCAUAUGGAGAAAGACCUUAUUGGGACAUGAACAACCAAGAUGUGAUUAAAGCAAUAGAAGAAGGUUACAGACUGCCCGCUCCCAUGGACUGUCCUGUGGUGCUGCACCAGCUCAUGCUGGACUGUUGGGAGAGGGAGCGAGCAGAGAGACCCACCUUCAGCCAGAUACUCAACAUGUUGGAUAAACUCAUCCGUAACCCUGGAACGCUGCGCCGCACAGGAGGGGACAGACCUGCAGGAACAAUGUUGGAGUCCAGGGUGGGUUCGGAGGUGUGUGUCUCAGUUGUACCGGAGGUGUGUGUGCAGCAGUGGUCAGUGUGUGACUGGCUACAGUCCAUUGGGUUGGAGAUGUACAGAGACGUCCUCGCAGCUGCAGGAUACACCAGUCUGGACAGCCUGCUAACGCUCACACACCAGGAGAUGGACAGACUUGGAAUAAUUGUCCCAUCACAUCAGGACUUACUAUUUGCUAGUGUGCAGCAAGAAAUGUUGUCUCAGAUGCAACACAUGCAACACUCUAUGGUUCCUGUCUGAGAUGGCGUACAGGUACAAACCUGUUCUUAUUUUUUAUUUUUUUUAGAAGAUUUUCAUUUACCUCAUCUGUGCACUUUAGAAGAAUCGUUUACCAGUGGAAAUUCAGCGAGUUUUGAAGGAGGACACAAAU
Messenger RNA from Nematolebias whitei (Rio pearlfish), 3443 nucleotides. Its product is annotated as ephrin type-A receptor 4-A. NCBI's taxonomy places the organism in Eukaryota, Metazoa, Chordata, Actinopteri, Cyprinodontiformes, Rivulidae. The coding region runs from base 44 to 3313 and encodes 1089 amino acids. Gene Ontology annotation, biological process: protein phosphorylation; axon guidance; cell surface receptor protein tyrosine kinase signaling pathway. Gene Ontology annotation, cellular component: neuron projection; plasma membrane. Gene Ontology annotation, molecular function: transmembrane-ephrin receptor activity; protein binding; ATP binding. The transcript is spliced from 19 exons. The record is from RefSeq and is a predicted model, not a curated record.